AUGAAAUAUCAUAUCCAAUCAAUAAAUCAAAAGUCGCCUCCACAUGUUCCAAAAUUAGGGGUUCAAACAUUAAACGUUGAUGAAUAUAUUGAAAUUUGUGCGAAUAACCAAUUCAAAUGUGGAAAUUAUAACAUUCCAUUGGCAUUACAUGGUGUUGAUGAAAAUUUACCAUUUAGAUACCAUAGAUUGACACAUUCUCCCGAUAGGAUCAAUAAUAGAAGAUCUUAUACCAAAUACAAUGUUAAAAUAUUAUCAAUAUUUUCAAAUGUCUCUAACCAUCGUGUAUAUGAUCUAUUACCUUUUUCUCAAAUAUCCUCUACAAAUUCAAACCCAAACGUUUGUUCAAAUAAUGAAAAUGAUAAUGAAACCUAUGAUAGUGAAACUGAUAAUGAAACCAAUCAUAGUGAAACUGAUAAUAUUGUGGAAGAUACAAUUAUUUUAUUUCAAUUUGAGGUAUUAUUUAUUGCAGCCACAGGUUGA
Messenger RNA from Dictyostelium discoideum AX4, 480 nucleotides. RefSeq lists its product as hypothetical. NCBI's taxonomy places the organism in Eukaryota, Evosea, Eumycetozoa, Dictyosteliales, Dictyosteliaceae. The transcript is spliced from 2 exons. The record is from RefSeq and is a predicted model, not a curated record. The coding region runs from base 1 to 480 and encodes 159 amino acids.